Messenger RNA from Exophiala mesophila, 522 nucleotides. RefSeq lists its product as uncharacterized. Gene Ontology annotation, cellular component: TRC complex. The record is from RefSeq and is a predicted model, not a curated record. Bases 1 to 522 code for a protein of 173 amino acids. Gene Ontology annotation, biological process: post-translational protein targeting to endoplasmic reticulum membrane. The transcript is spliced from 2 exons. NCBI's taxonomy places the organism in Eukaryota, Fungi, Ascomycota, Eurotiomycetes, Chaetothyriales, Herpotrichiellaceae.
AUGUCUACCCGACCUUUGCACGAAGCGCCCAGAGAUCUCUCGAUCAUUGCCAGACAAGAAGAGGCUCUCAUUCUUCCUCACUUCAAUGCCGAUGACGCGUUGGAAAUUGGCCUAGCCCUUCGAAACCGGCUUCGAGCUCUAUCUCAACUGUCAGCCGUGGUUAACAUCUCGCUCGCCAACAGCAACAACCUCUUGUUCCAUGCCGUUUCCCGUCCCGGUGUCCAGCCAGAUAACGACAUCUGGGUGGCACGCAAAAGAAAGACUGUGCUACGCUGGGGUGUAAGCACGUGGUUCAUGCAUAACAAACUUCACGGUGACGAAGAUGCAUUCAAGAAGAAGUAUAUGCUUGGUGAGUCGGCGGGAGAAUAUGCCAUCCAUGGUGGAGGCGUCCCUGUCAGAGUCCACGGUGUCGAGGGCAUUGUCGGUGUCAUCGUCGUGAGUGGCCUAAAACAACAUGAAGAUCACCAAGUCGUUGUUGAAGGGUUGGAAGAAUACAUCGAAGGUCUCAACAAACGCGCGUAG